GGGCGGGCGCGGGGCUGGGCUGAGGCGGGCGGCGGCGGUGGGCCGGCCGCGGAGGGGGAGGAGCGGGAGCUGAGCGAGGCGGGCGGGCGGAGGAUGGGGCCGUGCCCGGGCUCCCGCUGCAGCCGCCCGGGGACACGCCGUGCACCCUCCGGCUUGGGGCUCUCGCGGCGGCGGCGGCGGCAGCGUUAGCGGCGGCGGCGAGAGCGGCGUUCUUGGCGCUUCCUAGCCGCGCUUCUCACUCAGGCUGGGCGAAGAGAAGAGGCGGCGGCGGCGGCACACCGGUGUCUCUCUCACUGGAGAUUUCUUUCUGCUUUCCUCGUCGACUGACUCGCCCCCUCCCUUUUUUGAGGAAGGGUGACCUCUUCUCUGGGACUGGAAAAAAUAUUUUUUUGAGGAGGGGUGGGUGGGUGGCAGCGUCAGGGGCUGCUUCUUCUCUUCUUUCAUCUCCCUCUCCUCCCCCCUCCGAGCCGAAAAGCAAACCCCACAACUGCUCCAGCAUCCUCCUUCCCUUCCUCCACCUCCCUUCUUUUCCACCUCUUCCAGUUUCGCCCUCUCCCUUCUUAAUUAUUUCAUUAUUAUGCUUCCCUCUCUGGGGGGUCUCGUCCCUCUCAGGUCGCUCGGAAGCCGUGGCCUCCCCUGGAAGCAUUUCUUAAAAUUUUUGGAGCCUGGGAGUGAGUUUUCUCUGAGGCGUGUGUGAGAGGCGGCGGGGGUGUUUUCCUGCGUGAGGGGCGGGUGAAGUUCAUUGCCCCCACUUUUGCGCGACCUUUUCGGACCCGAUUUGGAGUCGGGGGUACCAGGCGUUUUCGGGGGGCGGGGGGCGCGGCGGAGAAUGGCCGCGGGGAGGGCUCCCCGGAGCCUCCCAGUCUCUUGAUCAAAGCAUUCCGCUAUUCUGAUUUAUUGCCUGCUUGGUGAGUUAUUUUUUUUUUUUUUCCUCUAAAGGAGACCUGUGUGUUCAGCCAUUACUUUGCUCGGCGCUGCUCACAGGAAUCUCCGACCCUCGGUGCUGUGGGCAGCCCCGCACUUGGGCUCCCUGCCUCUCGCCCUCGCUCCCGUCCCUCCUCCCUCUCUCCGCCCCUUCCCCCUUUUCUUUCUCCUCUCUUUCUUCCCCUCUCUCCCUUCUUUCGGCCGCCGUCUCCCCCGCGCCCUCCUCGGGGCGGAGGGAAGCCGAGAAGGGGGAGGGAGGGGUUGGUGUCAAUUUUUUUGUGCGGCCGCGGCCGGAGCCUGUGGCGGGCAGGCAGCGAGCGGGGAGACCCCGGCGCGGCAGAGCCAUGGAUGGCCCGACGCGGGGCCAUGGACUCCGCAAAAAGCGGCGGUCGCGGUCGCAGCGAGACCGGGAGAGGCGCUCCCGGGGCGGGCUGGGGGCCGGCGCGGCCGGCGGCGGCGGGGCCGGCCGGACCCGGGCGCCCUCGCUCGCCUCCUCGUCGGGCUCCGACAAGGAAGACAAUGGGAAGUCCCCGUCCUCCGCCCCGUCCCGGCCCAGACCCCCGCGGAGGAAGCGGAGAGAGUCCACCUCGGCCGAAGAGGACAUCAUUGAUGGAUUUGCCAUGACCAGCUUUGUCACUUUUGAAGCGCUGGAGAAAGAUGUAGCACUUAAGCCUCAGGAACGCGUGGAGAAACGCCAGACCCCUCUGACCAAGAAGAAACGAGAAGCACUUACCAAUGGCUUGUCCUUUCACUCCAAGAAGAGCAGACUCAGCCACCCACACCACUACAGCUCAGACCGGGAAAAUGACCGCAAUCUCUGCCAGCACCUUGGGAAGAGAAAGAAGAUGCUGAAGGGACUCAGACAGCUCAAGCCAGGGCAGAACAGCUGCAGGGACAGUGACAGUGAAAGCGCAAGUGGAGAAUCCAAGGGCUUCCACAGGAGCAGCUCUCGGGAAAGGCUCAGCGAUAGUUCAGCUCCUUCCAGCUUGGGAACAGGCUACUUCUGUGACAGCGACAGUGACCAGGAAGAGAAGGCAUCAGACGCCAGCUCUGAAAAACUCUUCAAUACCGUUAUUGUAAACAAAGAUCCGGAGCUCGGGGUCGGCCCGCUCCCGGAACACGACAGCCAUGAUGCGGGGCCCAUUGUCCCCAAGAUAUCGGGUCUAGAGAGGAGCCAGGAGAAGAGCCAGGACUGUGGCAAAGAGCCCAUCUUUGAGCCCGUGGUGCUUAAAGACCCCUGCCCUCAGGUCCCCCCGCCGCUGCCCCAGCCCCAGGCGGAGCCCCCGCCCCGCGCUCCUUCUCCGGACCCCGCCGCGGUGCCACCCCGCGCCGAGCCCCAGCCUCGGCCCCCGCGCCCGAGCCCCCAGCCACCGCAGGCGCCCCCGGAGGCCCCGCUCCAGCCCGCGCCGCCGCCGCCGCCCGCGCAGAGGCCACCCCGGCCGCAGUCCCCCGGGCCGCUGCUGCACCAGGCCCUCCCGCCAGGGCAGGCCCACCCCGCCGCCCAGAGCCUCCCGCAGCCUCUGUCCGCCUACAACAGCAGCAGCCUGAGCCUCAACAGCCUCAGCAGUAGCAGAAGCAGCACUCCAGCGAAGACUCAACCCGCGCCCCCUCACAUCUCCCACCACCCCUCGGCCUCCCCGUUCCCCCUGUCACUGCCCAACCACAGCCCCCUGCACAGCUUCCCACCCACCCUCCAGCCCCCCGCACACUCACAUCACCCCAAUAUGUUUGCCCCUCCCACUGCUUUGCCUCCUCCACCACCUCUGACAUCAGGGAGUCUGCAGGUGCCCGGACACCCGGCCGGGAGCACUUACUCAGAGCAAGACAUCUUGCGCCAGGAGCUGAACACGCGUUUCUUGGCCUCUCAGAGUGCUGACCGCGGGGCCUCCCUGGGCCCCCCGCCCUACCUGCGGACCGAGUUCCACCAGCACCAGCACCAGCACCAGCACACGCACCAGCACACGCACCAGCACACCUUCACGCCCUUCCCCCACGCCCUCCCGCCCACCGCCAUCAUGCCGACGCCAGCACCGCCCAUGUUUGACAAAUACCCUACAAAAGUUGACCCAUUCUACCGGCACAGUCUCUUCCAUUCUUAUCCUCCUGCCGUAUCGGGCAUUCCCCCUAUGAUUCCGCCCACUGGCCCUUUCGGUUCACUGCAAGGAGCAUUUCAGCCGAAGACGUCCAACCCUAUCGAUGUUGCUGCCCGACCUGGGACAGUCCCACACACUCUGCUCCAGAAGGACCCGAGGUUGACAGAUCCUUUCAGACCUAUGUUAAGGAAGCCGGGGAAGUGGUGCGCGAUGCAUGUCCACAUCGCCUGGCAGAUCUACCACCACCAACAGAAGGUCAAGAAACAGAUGCAGUCAGACCCACACAAGCUGGACUUUGGACUGAAGCCUGAGUUCCUGAGCCGGCCUCCAGGCCCCAGCCUCUUUGGAGCCAUCCACCACCCCCACGACCUGGCACGGCCUUCAACUUUGUUCUCUGCCGCUGGUGCUGCACACCCAACUGGGACCCCUUUUGGGCCACCUCCUCAUCACAGCAACUUCCUUAACCCUGCUGCUCACCUAGAGCCUUUUAAUCGGCCAACUACGUUCAGUGGCCUGGCAGCAGUCGGUGGCAAUGCCUUCGGGGGACUUGGAAAUCCUUCAGUUACACCCAACUCAAUGUUCGGCCACAAGGAUGGCCCCAGUGUGCAGAACUUUAGCAAUCCUCACGAGCCCUGGAACCGGCUGCACCGAACGCCUCCGUCGUUCCCGACCCCUCCGCCCUGGCUGAAGCCAGGGGAGCUGGAGCGUAGCGCGUCCGCUGCAGCUCAUGACAGAGAUAGAGAUGUAGAUAAACGAGACGCACCUGUUAGUAAAGAUGACAAAGAAAGGGAAGGCGUCGAGAAGAGACACUCCAGCCACCCUUCACCAGCACCCGUCCUCCCGGUGAGCACCCUGGGCCACAACCGCAGCUCAACCGAACAGAUCAGGGGUCAUUUGAACACUGAGGCACGCGACAAAGACAAAUCCAAAGAGAGGGAGCGAGACCACUCGGAAUCUCGCAAGGACCCAGGCGCCGACGAACACAAGGCGAAGGAGGGCGCCCUGCCUGAGAAGGACGGCCACGGCCACGGCCACGAGGGGCGCGCCGCGGGCGAGGAGGCCAAGCAGCUGGCCCGGGGGCCGUCGCCCUACACGCGGGCGCCCGCCGUGGACGGGGCCAGGCCCAGCAGCGCGGCCAGCCGCGAGGCAGAGCCACGCAAGGGCGAGCCGGCCUACGAGAACCCCAAGAAGAGCACGGAGGUCAAGGUGAAGGAGGAGCGCAAGGAAGACCAUGACCUGCCCCCUGAGGCCCCGCAGACCCACCGGUCCUCAGAGCCACCGCCGCCCAGCUCCUCGGCCAGCGUGCACCCGGGGCCCUUGGCCUCCAUGCCCAUGACCGUGGGGGUGACGGGGAUCCACCCCAUGAACAGCAUCAGCAGCCUGGACAGGACUCGCAUGAUGACACCUUUCAUGGGCAUCAGCCCCAUCCCGGGCGGAGAGCGCUUCCCGUACCCGUCUUUCCACUGGGACCCCAUUCGCGACCCCUUGAGGGACCCCUACCGAGAACUUGACAUUCACCGGAGAGACCCGCUGGGCAGGGACUUCCUGCUGAGGAACGACCCUCUGCACCGGCUCUCGACACCCCGGCUGUACGAAGCUGAGCGCUCCUUCAGGGACCGGGAGCCCCACGACUACAACCACCACCACCACCACCACCACCACCCCCUGUCCAUGGACCCGCGGAGGGAGCACGAGCGUGGGGGCCACCUGGACGAGCGGGAGCGCCUGCACAUGCUCAGAGAGGACUACGAGCACCCGCGGCUCCACCCCGUGCACCCCGCCUCCCUGGACGGACACCUGCCCCACCCCGGCCUCCUCACGCCUGGGCUCCCCAGCAUGCACUACCCCCGGAUCAGCCCCACCGCGGGCCCCCAGAACGGACUCCUCAACAAGACCCCCCCAACGGCGGCACUCAGCGCGCCUCCCCCGCUCAUCUCCACGCUGGGGGGCCGCCCCGUUUCCCCCAGAAGGACUACCCCUCUGUCCGCGGAGAUCAGGGAGCGUCCUCCCUCCCACACUCUGAAGGAUAUCGAAGCUCGGUAAGGAGAGAACAGGACACAGAGGGAGAAGAGGGCCCGCGGCCGCACAGCGCCGGACUCCGGAAAGAGCGAGCGCCGAGGGCCGCCAGCGCCCCGAGCGCAGACUGGGGGGGGGGGGGGCGCCCCAGCCCUUCCCCUUGUAAAAAUGUAUAGACUCAGUGCAGAUUUUGAAAUGUUUUUGUAUAUGCUCUGUUGAAAUUUUUCAGAUCUUUUAGCCAAGUCCUAUGUUCCCAUGUCUUCCCCACUCUUUUGGUUUCUUGUAUAAAACUUUUUGAUUUGAACCAAAACAGUAAAGAGGGUAACACUCACCAGUGUGGUGAUGAUCGGGGUGAAAAAUCAAACAGUCCACACAAUCCACCAUGCAGAGCUCUUUCAGACGAGAAGGAAAGGUCAUGUACAUAGUUAUGUAAAAAAAAAAAAAGAAGAAAAGAAAAAAAAAAGAUUGCUUCAUGAGCUAAUGGUUCAUAUAUGCAAAA
Camelus dromedarius (Arabian camel) is the source of this 5532-nucleotide messenger RNA. RefSeq names its product activator of transcription and developmental regulator AUTS2 (gene AUTS2). The coding region runs from base 1269 to 5060 and encodes 1263 amino acids. The record is from RefSeq and is a predicted model, not a curated record. The transcript has 19 exons. Lineage: Eukaryota; Metazoa; Chordata; Mammalia; Artiodactyla; Camelidae.